Messenger RNA from Taeniopygia guttata (zebra finch), 593 nucleotides. Lineage: Eukaryota; Metazoa; Chordata; Aves; Passeriformes; Estrildidae. The record is from RefSeq and is a predicted model, not a curated record.
CCGCGGCCCCGGGCCCGCCAUGGCGCCGCGGUGAUGCGCGGCGGGGCCGGCCCGGGGGCGGCGGGGCCGAGCGCGACCGGGAGCCCCAUGCGGGGGCCGCCGCCAUGGGGCAGGUCCUGGGCUUCGCCCACUGCAAGGAGGCUCCGUCCACGGCCUCCACCACGCCGGACUCCAGCGAGGGCGGCCCCGAGGCCUUCCCGGAGCUGCCGCCGGAGCCCCCCGAGGAGGAGGAGGAGGAGGAGGAGGAUGAAGAUGAGGAGGGGGCGGCGGCUCGGGGGGACCCCCGGGACGCCCCCCGGGACCCCCCCCGGGAAUUGACCUUCUCCUACAUCGCCUUCGGGACCCCCCCGGCCGAACCGGGACCCCGCGGCCGCCGCGACCCCCGCCGGGCCCGCGCCCCCCCCCGCCCCCGGGGCCCGGAGCCCCGAGCGGCCGCCGGGACCCCCCAAAAACCCCCCGGGCACCCCCCGGGACCCCCGAGGGGCUCCCGCGGGGUCUGGGGGGGGGCGGGGCUGAGGAGACCCCCGGGAGCCCCGGUGAGGAUUUUGGGGGGGUCCCUGGGGGGCGUCUGGGGGUCCCUUGGGGGGGUCUGA